Sorghum bicolor (sorghum) is the source of this 1461-nucleotide messenger RNA. RefSeq names its product tobamovirus multiplication protein 2A. The record is from RefSeq and is a predicted model, not a curated record. Lineage: Eukaryota; Viridiplantae; Streptophyta; Magnoliopsida; Poales; Poaceae. Gene Ontology annotation, cellular component: membrane. Bases 249 to 1088 code for a protein of 279 amino acids. The transcript has 6 exons.
ACCUAAAAAAGAAUUAGAAACGGAAGAAGAACAGCAGGCGAAGAAGCAUCGCCAGGUAAUCAAACCCGUCCUCCUCCUGUCCCUUCUUCCCCUGUCCUCACCCGCCGCGCCAAACUCGGCGCGAUUCGGGCGGGAUUUGUUGGAAUUCCCCUGAGAAUCGGAGCAUUAUUUUUUCGGGAAUUGGUAGAUUGGUAUAUUGAUUGAUCGAUCGAUUGAUCGGUGGCGGAGGAAGGGGAGGAGGGCGGCAGAUGGCGGCGUGCCGGGGCUUCUUCGAGUGCCUGCUCAGGCUGCUCAACUUCAUCCUCACCGUCGCCGGCCUCGCCAUGGUCGGCUACGGGAUCUACCUGCUCGUCGAGUGGACGAAGAUAUCCGAGGACGGCAGCGGCGGGGGAUUGACGGCGGAGGUGCUCGUCUCCGCCCGGCCGUUGUUGGGGGCUGUCGCUCUCGGUGACAGCUUCCUCGACGACCUACCCAAAGCAUGGUUUAUUUAUUUGUUCAUUGGUGUUGGUGCUAUCGUCUUCCUCGUGUCUCUGUUUGGCUGCAUUGGAGCAGGGACAAGAAACACAUGCUGUUUGUGUUUCUAUGCUUUCUUGGUCAUAUUGUUGAUCCUUGCUGAAGCUGGAGCUGCUGCAUUCAUUUUCUUUGACCAAAGCUGGAAAGAUGUAAUUCCAGUGGACAAGACACAUAACUUUGAUGUUAUGUAUGACUUUCUGAAGGAAAACUGGGAGAUUGCAAGAUGGGUUGCUCUUGGUGUUGUUGUUUUUGAGGCAGUGCUCUUUCUGUUAGCUCUGGUUGUCAGGGCAAUGAACAAACCUGCUGAGUAUGACAGUGACGAUGAAAUUAUUGCAAUUGGCCGAAGCCCUACCAUGCGGCAGCCACUGAUCCAUGCCCAAAAUGUGCCUGCCACUGGUGUUCCUGUCCCAACACUCGAUCAGCGUGCAAGUAGAAAUGAUGCCUGGAGCCAAAGGAUGCGAGAGAAGUAUGGUCUGGACACGAGCCAGUUCACAUACAACCCUUCAGACCCAAGCAGGUACCAGCAGAAUGGCACGCCACAGGCUGAAGAAAGGAGUCGAUGCACUAUAAUGUGAAGAAUCCUUCAUGAGGUCCUACCGAGAUAAUGACCAAUCCUUCAUGAGGUCCUACGAGAUAAUGGUUUUCUUGAACGGGCUACCUCAGCUUGUGUAGUUUGGUGUUAUGGUGUUGUUCAGACUUCAUAGCGGUGUGUGGAAUAGAAGAAUGCCGACCAUAUUGUUUGUCACGCUUGAUAUGUCUUCUCUGCAAAUGUUCUAUGUUACUGUAAUUUUAUUGUGGAUGAGGAACUGUUAGCCAUUGACACCAUCAUCUAUUCUGUAUUUUUGGGGGUUUGUUUCUUGUUUGCUAAUCCCCUUUUUUCAUGUAGCUCUGUUUAAUCUAAGAUUUGGUUGUGCCGUGAGACUGGUAGAAUCUGUUUUGCUUUGUGUC